Messenger RNA from Camellia sinensis, 1616 nucleotides. RefSeq names its product Transmembrane amino acid transporter family protein. Lineage: Eukaryota; Viridiplantae; Streptophyta; Magnoliopsida; Ericales; Theaceae. The record is from RefSeq and is a predicted model, not a curated record.
UGAGUCAUCAACCACUACAAAUACAUGAUGAUAACAACUGAACUCCCACACUGAAAGCUCUGUGUGUGUCUGUGUUCGUCUUUUUGGUUGCAGACAUGGUUUCAAACUCUCCACCAGCUCCAAAGGAAGUUCCAACGGAGGAGGAUCAAUGGAUGGAAAAGGGGCCACCUCGAGAAGCAAAAUGGUGGUAUUCAACUUUUCACACAGUCACAGCCAUGGUUGGUGCUGGUGUUCUCAGCUUGCCCUAUGCCAUGGCCUAUUUGGGAUGGGGUCCUGGGACAAUGUUGCUGGUCUUUUCAUGGUGCAUCACCCUGAACACUAUGUGGCAGAUGAUACAGCUCCAUGAAUGUGUCCCCGGGGUUCGCUUCGAUCACUACUAUGACCUCGGUCGACAUGCCUUUGGUCCAAAACUUGGGCCAUGGAUAGUGCUGCCACAGCAGCUAAUUGUGCAGGUUGGUUGUGACAUAGUGUACAUGGUCACUGGAGGCAAGUGUCUCAAGAAGUUCAUGGAGAUAGUCUGCACAAAUUGCACUAGGAUCAAGCAGUCCUACUGGAUUUGCAUCUUUGGAUCUACACAUUUCUUCCUCUCUCAGCUCCCCAAUUUCAAUUCUGUUUCUGGGGUUUCUUUGGCUGCAGCAAUUAUGUCUCUAAGUUAUUCAACCAUAGCAUGGGUUGGUUGCUUGAGCAAAGGGCGAGUUGAGAACGUGAGUUACGCAUACAAGAAAACUAGUGGAGCCGAUUCCAUGUUUCGUGUCUUCAACGCAUUGGGCGAAAUUACAUUUGCAUAUGCUGGCCACGCGGUUGUCUUGGAAAUUCAGGCCACGGUUCCAUCCACCCCUGAAAUGCCCUCAAAAGUACCCAUGUGGAAAGGUGCCGUUUGGGCCUACUUCAUCAAUGCAAUUUGCUAUUUCCCGGUAGCCCUCAUCGGAUACUGGGCAUUCGGGCAAGAUGUUGCUGAUAAUGUACUCGUGGCGCUUGAGAGACCUUCGUGGCUCAUUGCCGCUGCUAAUUUAAUGGUGGUCAUCCAUGUCAUUGGCAGCUACCAGGUUUAUGCCAUGCCAGUGUUUGAUUUGUUGGAGAAGGCAAUGGUUAAGAGGUUGAGCUUCCCGCCUGGAAUUGGUCUCAGAAUCAUAGUUCGUUCUGCUUAUGUUGCCUUCACACUUUUCGUUGGGGUCACCUUCCCUUUCUUUGGUGAUCUUCUUGGUUUCUUUGGCGGAUUUGGUUUUGCUCCAACUUCUUAUUUUCUCCCUAGCAUCAUAUGGUUGAUAAUUAAGAAGCCAAAGAGAUUCAGCAUCUCAUGGUUCAUCAAUUGGGCGUGCAUAUACAUCGGAGUGUUUGUUAUGUUGGCGUCCACAAUUGGCGGGUUGAGAAACAUUGUCAUUGACUCCUCUACCUAUGAGUUCUACUCAUGAAUAAUGAAAAUUCAUUCUAUCAAAUGAAAUGUAUAAUUUGGUAUGUAUUCAUCAUAUUUGGCAAGCAACUCCGAUAUUGAUGGAUUGAAAUUAGUCCAACUAUUUGGUUGAAAAUUUACCCGAAGCUCAUUGUCUUUCUUCAAUUUUCAUUAAUGUGUCAUUAAGGGUUCUAUUAUGGAAAUCAUGUCUUGAUUAUGAAAGAAA